Messenger RNA from Peronospora farinosa, 1668 nucleotides. NCBI's taxonomy places the organism in Eukaryota, Oomycota, Peronosporomycetes, Peronosporales, Peronosporaceae. The record is from the annotation of a GenBank genome assembly.
AUGCAGCAGCAACGCGUUUUGGCUGAUGGUUGGGGUCAACAGACCACCGGAAGUGUCUUUUGUGCCGAUUCAAGUCUACGCUACAUUUACGAGAACAACCAUACAGUAUCCCAGCACCAGCAACAAGCUCCAACUAAAAUUCCAGGUCACAUUUCAAGCCAGUCCAGUUCUUCUGGACCACCUUACAAGCACAAAAUGAAUCGGACGUUUGCUGGCAAACGAUCUCGUGAUUUUUUGACAAAAAAUGUACAAGAAGAAAACGAAGGAAUUGACCUUUUUGAAGUCGAAAUUGCACGAGCUUGUACUGCUAUUAGGAAACAAGAAGCAGAGUUACCACCUUCCUAUCUAGAAUGUUCCGUGUGUCUGAGCAGAAACGCAGUAGCAGAAAUCGCUGCCUGUGGUCACACUUUUCAUCCCCAUUGUUUUUUACGCUGGUUUCGACGUAAUCGAUCGUGUCCAGUAUGUCGUGGUUCAGUUGAUACAAUCCAAUUGGCUCAAUCAUUGACGGUACAAAAUGAACUUGAAGCUAUUAUGGCAGAAUUGGAAGAUGAGUCCAUGCCAUUAGUUGGUGAAAAACAGUCAGAAAUGGACUUGAUGGAGCUAGAGGAUAGUCCGUUGUUACCAAGUUCAGAUCAAUUGAUGUCGUUCUUAGAGACAGAUUUUGAAACGGAUAUGGAACUUAUGGCUUUGGAUAAUUUAAGCAAUGAUGUGGAUACUUCCGGAGCUUUGGAAUCGAUAUUGAAGCAAGAAGCUGCUGAUGGAGAGGAGAAUCAAAACAUGGAGAUGGAAGAAUUGGUCGAUACGGGAUACAAACACGAAGUUCUGGCCAUGAAUACACAGACUUAUAUGGAAUUUACUCCGGUGACGCCAUCAUUCGCACCCGCGUCGGCAAUGCCAAAUUACUGGAACGUACUGAACCAAGAAAUGGCUCCGUCUAUUGUACCACCAGCUCCAGCUGUGCCACCUCAGAGGAUGGUGCAUAUUGCACCUAAGCCUGAGGUACAGCAGUCAUUACCGGUGUGGACGACAGAAGAGACGUCCAAGAUGCAAGUCUCUCAGCAGAUACACAACCACCCGGUCCAUGCUUCGACACAUGCUGCACCUCGUGUGGUGUCGUGUCGAUGCACUGGAGGAUGUAGGAAUGGACGCUGUGCCUGUGUGAAGGAGGGCGGCAUGUGUGGUGCCUCUUGCCGAUGCACUUCGUGCAAGAACCCCUUUUUGAUGGUCAAGGCUGCCGGUGCUGACAUUGAUGCACUGCUAAAGGACGACUGCUUCAUGCACAACGUUUCGAAGACUCGAGAUAUGGUGCAACGGCUACAGGAGGCUGUGGCUGUGCCAUGUUGUGAAGGUACGAUCAAGGUCGUUGACUGCGUGCAAGGCUACACAUGCGAACCGUGCAAACGACGAUACGACUUUUCAUGGUGCAUGAACAAGCUGCUCGCUAGUGAGCGCACGCCGCGCAACCACUGUGCGAUCUGCAAGCGAUGCUGCGACCACCGUGACGUGCACUGCCACAAUUGCGGUCGCUGCUACUUUGCCGGCGUGGCAGCAAGUUUACCGUGUCCGUGCAAGGAAGCUUUGAGUUACAAAAAGCGCCGCGAGGCUGCAGCCAAGGACAAAGCUGAAGAAGCUGAGGAAGAAACUGAAGGCGAGUGCUCUAUCAUGUAG